UAGAUCUCCUUUUACACUGACAUAAUUUUAAGUUGCCAUUAUUGCUGCGGAAGAAAAUGGCCGAAAGAGAGGAAUUGAGUGAUGCUGAUUCACCAUGUACAUUAAUCAAAGAACUGACAGAAAAUCAAAGCAAUUCAAGUGAAGAUGGAGAGAGGCAAGCUCUUUGGGAUGCCUGCCUGGACUUUGACCUUCCAUAUUCUGUGUCUGGCCCUUUCUAUAUUCCUGGUGGUGUUGGAGAAUCACCCUCCAUUGAGGAAGAACAAACGUUCUCCUUCAUUCAGGGUAAUAAUCCUGAAGAUAGACAGGAGGAAGAUGACUACAUCACUUGUCUAACACAAUUAUCUAGAACCGUAGCUAGCGACUUUCUCCAACAACCACAGACUGAACUCUCUGUAGUGACUGAUGCUGUUUGCUACAUACAACACCUAGCCUCUCUGCUGAGGGAGGACUUCACAUGUCUACGGGACCCCUCUUCUGUUGACAAUUACAGCGACGGUUCUUCUACACGCUCCUCUGACAGUCCCCCUCAUGUCUUUAACUUUGCCCAAACUAAUGGUUUCCACUUCUCUCCAGAGCAUGAAUCUUCCAGCUGGAUACCUGAUGUUCAUCCGCUGCUUUCCCCAUCUCCGAGUCAAGAUGACAAGUUUGCCAUCAAGGCUUUGCAUCCAUUAAAAUUACAACAUUUACACGACACUACUGAAACUACAUCACUUCAGUCAAUCACCCAGUCCUCGUCCAAAAUUCAAAACCUCAUUAAUGAGUCUGAAACUGUCAGUCAAAGCAUGUUUGAUGCCUGGACAAGCCUUAAGCUGCGACAGAAACAAUCACAUUGCAACUUUGGCACAGGUUGUAAUGUCCAGGAUCAUGGGGAAGGUGGAGAUUGUAUCAGCAAAGCCUCUUCUGCACUGGAAAGUCGAGGGAAGAACAUUGCAGCAGUACUAGAUUGUGACAUUCAUGUUGAGAGGAACGGAAGUAACGAGGAUCUGAACAAAGCACUGGAAAUAGGAACAUCAGGCAGCAGGUUUGGUCUUGUGCAAGAAAAUAUCGGCAGCGAUUUGAGUUCAACACUAGAUGACAAUGCUAGUUUUUAUGGGCAAAGACUUACAAAUUGUCGAAAUGAUUUUAGUCAUAUACUCAACAAUAGAAGUGACAAUGUGGACAAUCCUGACUAUAGUGCCAGUCUAGAUAAUUGUGACAGGUUUGAGGAAGACCUUGCAUUUCACCUGGAUGAAGAGGCAUUUGGUGACAAUCAAGAUACUGAUGAGGUGUCCAUGAUGGAACAGUUUUCCCGAGAGUAUCCAGCAUUAGCCUCAGUUCUUCUAGAACAAUCCAAGGAAGGUUUGGGAUCACAUUGGAGAGAGGCAAACACAGAAUUCAAUUUGGCAACACAGACACUGGAGGCGGACUCGACCACCACUAGUUUUCAGAAAUCUAAAACUUGUCCAAAGUUUUGUCGGACAGCUCAGGGAAACACUUUUAGAGUUUUAAAGAAGAGUUCUAAAGGACCAAAGCGACCAAAGAAUGGUUUUAUCCGGUUUUCUGUGGAACAGAGGCGAUUGAUGGCAGACGAACACCCACGUUUGGACAACAGGGAAGUGUCUCGUAUGCUUGGAGCAAAGUGGAGGAAGAUGUCUUACGAUGAACGACAGCCUUAUGAGCUAGAGUUUAAGAAGGACAUAGAGGACCUGAGAACUAGUAAUCCACAAUGGCGCUAUGCUCCACUGAAGCGACUCAGCCAUGACCAGAUUGAACCCAUGCCCAGUCGACUACGACCUCGGGAGACCCUCAAGAGGAAGUUCCAGCCAUUGAAGAGAGGGUCUGGAAGGAAGAGAGUCAAACGGUCAACAAACUCAAUAGCACAGAAAUUGUGCUUUCCUUUUCGACUGUAUCCAGACAAAGCUGAUGGCCAGUACCGGUAUUUGUCCGAUGAGACCGACAGUUGCCCGAAAUCUGAUACACCUGCCAUCAAACCAGCCCCCACACCAAUUCCUACACCCGACACACACCUCCGUAUGCCUGCUGUUCGCAUCACUGAGGAAAUCAACACACCGACACAAUACAUACUGUACCGGGCUCCAUCCUGGUGAUAGGAUGAUAGAAAACUUCUAUAGACUGUUGGUUCUAGUCAUAAUCUUGUUGAUACAUAUUUCAUGAUGAGACACUAUUGAAUAUUGAUUUCUUUGCAAUACUAUCACGGGACACUUAAGUUAGCCAUUGGUAUAGAUAUUAAGAUACCAUCCUGGUGAUAUGACGAUGGAUCACUAUUACCCAUUGAUUCUAAUGAUAUUGCAUGUGAGCUGAUAACCUGUAUACUUGGUAUUUUGUUGAUUUUUCAUUUUAGCCUUCACUUCUCUUGAUCACUUAUUGUUUGCGUAAUAAAAUGUAACUUAAAAGUUAUUUUUGACAGUCUUAUCAUAUUUUAAUUAUGUUGUAGACAAUAUCAAAAAUGUUUUUGAUAUUUGUAUGUUAAGUUCUUGUUAUGUAUCACCUAUGCAUUAAUGAAUUGAAUAUCAAAGUGCUUCAUUUUAAAAUUAAUGAUUUCUCACUAUAACAUAUAUUUCUGAAUUGAAGUCACAACCAAUCAUGAUUAUUUUGUUACUCUGUAAUAUUAAAACAAUUUGAAGGAAAUAUUGGUUAUGUUUGUAAUUUGUUGUUGGUUCAUCCCACUGUAGAAUCUUUUAACACCAGCUGUGUAAGGCACAUGAUGAAAUAAAACAAGAUUUACUUUUCCUUUUAUGAGCAUCGGAUAUGAAUCAUGUAGUAAGGUGUCAUUUUCUUCCCACCAUGCUUGUAGCUGUGUUU
Messenger RNA from Mizuhopecten yessoensis (Yesso scallop), 2802 nucleotides. RefSeq lists its product as uncharacterized. Gene Ontology annotation, molecular function: RNA polymerase II cis-regulatory region sequence-specific DNA binding; DNA-binding transcription factor activity, RNA polymerase II-specific. Gene Ontology annotation, biological process: regulation of DNA-templated transcription; anatomical structure morphogenesis; cell differentiation. The transcript has 9 exons. The record is from RefSeq and is a predicted model, not a curated record. NCBI's taxonomy places the organism in Eukaryota, Metazoa, Mollusca, Bivalvia, Pectinida, Pectinidae. Bases 57 to 2087 code for a protein of 676 amino acids.